This is a messenger RNA of Lolium perenne, 2614 nucleotides long. RefSeq lists its product as uncharacterized. Gene Ontology annotation, molecular function: RNA binding. The record is from RefSeq and is a predicted model, not a curated record. NCBI's taxonomy places the organism in Eukaryota, Viridiplantae, Streptophyta, Magnoliopsida, Poales, Poaceae.
CAUAGCAUGUGCACUACAGACUACAGUGUGUUCUCCGCCAAUCGCUGGACGGCCAGACGUAGCAAGCGCGUCGCUUUCUUUUGGCCGCUCUCCUCCUGCACUGGGGUUUUGCCAUGUCGCGCCCACUCGCCGCCGGCCAGCCCAGCCCCACCGGCGCCGCCCAACCCAACGUCAUCGCCGCCGCCCCCGUGCGCUACGCGCAACCGAGCGCUGACGCCACAGCGCCCAGGCUUUACCCCAUCCCGAUUCCCUUCGCUGCCCCCUUCCCAAUCCUCGGCGCUCCGCCGCCGGCGCCGUACCCAGCGGCAGCCUUCUACCCCAUGGCGCCGCCCUCAGCAUUCCCGCCCUUCAUGCGACCCGGCACCUUCCCCGGACCUCCCGUGGACCCGCAUCCUCCUCCUCCACCACCACCACCGCCGCCGGGUGUGCUUGGUCCGUACCCGGGCACCUUCCCCCGACCUCGCGCGGACCUGCAUCCUCCUCCACCACCGCCGCCGCCGCCGCCGCCAGGUGUGCCUGGUCCGUACCCAGGCACCCCCUCCCUCCCGACAGCAGGUCCUAGGUAUACCACGCAGUACCCUGUAUGUCCAGGGCCUACUGGCUUCUCUCCAAGACCCAUAUAUCCUCCUCCUGGCGUUUUCUCACAUCAAAGACCAGCGUUGGUUCGCGCGAUUGCUGACCCUGUGACCAUGACCAGGCCACCUGUUCCACCUGUUGCUCCAGUCGAGACACCACAAUUUAAAAUAUACGUUGGCAAAAUUGCGGCAACAGUGGACAAUGAUUUUGUUCUUUCUCUUCUUCAGGUCUGUGGAGUGGUAAAAAGUUGGGAGCCAGUCAUAAAUCCCAUAGAUGGAACUCGCACUGGAUUUGGCUUUUGUGAGUUUGAAUCUGCCGAAGGCAGUCUUCGUGCAAUGCGGUUGCUCAACAAACUGAGUGUUGAUGGUCAAGAACUGGUGCUUAAUGUCAAUCAAGCUACCAGAGAUUACUUUCAGAAAUAUGGUGAGAGUACUCCAGAAGAGAAGGCCAAAGAAGCAGAAACUGAAACAAGGGAUGGAGUUGUAUCUUUAGCUGACAAUGGAAAUGCCUUGUCAAGAGCUACUCCAGAAGUGAAGGCCAAAGAAGCAGAAACUGAAAAAAAGGAUGGAGUUGUAUCUUCAGCUGACAAUCAAAAUGACUUGUCAAGAGCUACUCCAGAAGUGAAGGCCAAAGAAGCAGAAACUGAAACAAGGGAUGGAGUUGUAUCUUCAGCUGACAAUGGAAAUGACUUGUCAAGAGCUAUUCUGGAUGUAACGAGAAGGGGAGCGGUUGUUAUGCAAAGGAUACGCAGUUUGAUUGAAGGGGAAACAAAAAGAUGCCAGGCUGAUAAGGAUGUUAUGGAAAGGAUACACAGUUUGAUUGAAGAGAGAAUGAAGAGUAAACUUCCGGGGUCACCAACUCUGGCAGUUCAGGUGCCUGCAUGUAUUGUUGAUGAGAAUGGAGAUGAUGAUACAGGGAGUGGUGCACUGGAGGAGAGGAAAAUCAGGAGACAAUGUGAACAAGAGGAACAUUUAGGGGAAAGGAAAGCUGUGGGUUCGGAAGGUCAGAAAGAUAGAGAAAUGACUGCAGCUGGAAUGUCCUCUCCGCAAAUUGGUGAGGCACCCUCCAUGCAUGUCCCUAUGAAUCAUGAAUCUACAGUUGAACACGAGAGGGAAUGUCAGCACAGGGAAAGAGACGGGCUACAUAAUCGCAAUGGUGAAGAACAGGGCAGGCAAAGAAAAGCUGUUGGUUCGGAAGGUCGGAAAGAUAGAGAAGUGACUGCAUCUGGAAAAUCCUCUCUGCAACUUGAUGUGUUACAAUCGAUGCACAACAGUGCUGGAGAGAAAGUGGGGUUUGAAUUGCAAGGUACAUCCAACUCAGGGGAGAAGCCAACUUUGGAUGCAAAACAGUUGCUUGCUACUGUCCCUAAGACGAAGAAAGAACUAUUUUCCCAUCAUGUCAAUUGGGCAAUUUAUGAUGAGUAUGGAUUACAUAAGAGAAUGAGGCCUUGGAUUUCAAAGAAGGCCACUGCAGUUUUUGAUGAGGAGUUGUCAGAGUUUGUGGACUAUGUCGUCGCAUGCAUCAAAGAACAUGUGAAUGCACCCAGAAUGCUGGAGCUCCUUGAAUCUCUUCUGGAUGAUGAUGCAGAAAAGUUUGUUGCCUUAACGUGGAGGAAGCUGAUAUUCGAAAUUAAGAAAGUUGAAGAAGGAUUAGCGUGAAGACCAAGGCCAUGUCAGUGCCUUUUUUGUUGCUCGAGGUGGUGGAUAAUUUCAGAGAAGUGGGUGCUGCCCAACAAUUUGUGCUGAUCACCCUUGUAUAUAUGUCAGCGUCAGUUUUGUCGCUAAUGCCCUACUUCCUUUUGAUAACCUCUAGCAGUUCUUGAUUAUCUAGAUGCUAGCAGUAUGAGGUACUUUAUUUUUUUAGGGCUUUGUUAAGCACAUGCUGUCUGUGUGACCUCUUGCUGCUUGAGGUGGUGGACAGUUUCAAAGGAGUAGAUGCUGACCAACUGUUUUGGACCUAUGAGCUGUAGUUGACGGCCUUGUCCAAUGGAGCAGCCAAUUUGGGCGCUGUGUGCAUUCGUUUCCUUUGCUAUCUAUCA